Klebsormidium nitens is the source of this 2859-nucleotide messenger RNA. The record is from the annotation of a GenBank genome assembly. Lineage: Eukaryota; Viridiplantae; Streptophyta; Klebsormidiophyceae; Klebsormidiales; Klebsormidiaceae.
AUGGCUCUUGAAGCGGAAUCACUGUACUCGCCUACUUCUCCGGCAUACGUGGCAGCGACAGUGGCAGCAAGAGAGAGUGGUUUGGAGCUGGACACGAGGCUGGACAACUUUGAGCAACCGCCGGCAGAACACGAAGAAGAGCCGAUGCGGUCGCCACAUGUGGAAGCCACUUCAACCGAACCAAAGGAGGCAACAGCAGAGGCGGCAGUACAUGCUGGUAUGGAGAUCGAUCAAGAGCCACGGCCGGAGCCAGCCGAGGAAGCCACUUGCGACGAUCCAGAGGAGGCAGCGGCAGUGGGCACCAUGCCGCAAGAGCCGGCGACUGUGGAAGCCAUUUGCAACUCGGGGGAGGCGGCAGCAGAGGCGGCAGUACAGGCUGGUAUGGAGAUCGAAGCAAACCCACGGCCGGAGCCAACUGAGGAAGCCACUCGCGACAGGUCGCAGGUGGCGGCUGCAGGGGAAGCAGCACAGGCUGGUAUGGAGAUCGAUCAAGAGCCACGGCCGGAGGCAACUGAGGUAGCCACUCCCGACGGGUCGGAGGUGGCGGCAGGGGCAGCAGCUCAGGCUGGCAUGGAGAUCGAAGCAAGUGACCCACGGCCGGCGGCAGAUGUUGAAGCCACUCGCGACGAUCCAGAGGAGGCGACAGCAGAGAUGGUGGAACUGUAUGACGUCUUGCCCGACGAUACCCCGCAUGAGCGAACGGAAAACGGAGGCGUCCACCUGUUUUUCUCCCUGUCGGCCUCGAUGCAAGCGGGUCUAAUCAGCGGCGGCGGCCGGCAAGGUCUCACGUGGCGAAAUGAGAAGGUCGGGAUCGACACUCGGGGAGACGGAGGGCUCAUAUUCUGUGAUCCGAGUAGCUACAGAGCCCUAGACGGCGAGGAGCGGCGGUAUGAGUGGAUCCAAGAGAUCCUGGAGGACCGAUCCAACCUGAGGGCGAUGCCGGACUGGUUGAUCGCGGUCAUCAACGGCGAGGGGGCAGCCGCCAGGGACUCCGUCAAGCACGAGCCUUUCUGGGCUCCCACGUCCGAACCGGACCCGACCGAGAGGGGCGGCGACGCCGAACCGGCGGUUCUGGAGAGGAUUCGGGUGUGUCUCGCGAAAGCGGGAGAUACCACCUCCACCUUCGACAAGCUCAAGAAGUACCCAGCCGGCGACAUGUAUGUAUACAGAGCUCACGGACAGCGCAAAUGCCCUUACGGGCAGCAGCACAGCUCGAACAACUUCUCCGUCCUCGUCCGCGGCCGAGCGUUGCUCUACUCCUGCAACAGCAGCGAGUGCUGCGAAGUCCGCCCGUUGAAGCAGAUCGGGAUGCUCACUCGAUACGAGGCCAUGCUCGGCGGAGAGGUCGCCCCCGUUUCCGCCGACGACGAGAGCAUGUAUCGGACGCUGGACAAGCGCUUCGUGGACCACUGGGCGUUCCAGGGGGACAUGGGCGGGAGCCAUAUCGCCAGCCAGAUGUACUCAUCCUGCGGCAGAGUGUUCUUUUACAACAAGUGGCACUUUUGGAAUGGGAAGCACUACGAAGAGGAUCCCACCGGCGCGUACGUCCGGUUCGUCAUGAUGCACCAGCUCAGCAGCGUGUACGAUCGAGUACGUGAGCGGUUGCGCAAGGAGUUGAAAAACGAGAAGGACAAGAAGAAGGCUCAGAGACUGGAAGAGAUCAUCAAAGGCAUCAAGAAUUAUAACAACUCGUCCGCGAUCAAGAGCACGAUGGAGGUCAUGCAGGGCGAGAUGUACGCACCCGACCUGUUUGCUCUGCUGGAUAAGGACGUCCACAUCAUCAACUGCCGCAACGGAAUCUGGCAGCUAAAGACGGGCGACCUGGACACCCACCGGCCGCAGUACAUGUGCACUCGUAUGAUCGAUCUGCGCUACCUGGGGCUGGACCACGCCUCGCCUGUUCCCCUGGAGUUCCUGCGGGACAUCUUUAACGCCAAAGAGGGGCUCAUCCGGCGUUUUGUACGCGCCUUUGCGUAUGCAGCAAACGGCAUGACUCGGGAGGAGAAGCUCUUCUUUCUCAUCGGGCUCGGAGGGAAUGGUAAGGGAGUGUGGAAGGAGGCGAUCAAGGCGGCAUUUGGCCCAUACUACGGCACCAUGUCCACGGACGCGGUCGUCAAAACCCCUGGACAGCGGCCUGCCUCGAAGGGCUCGCCGACCCACUACCUCUUCGCCUUGAAGGGCAAGCGGAUGGUCAUAUCGGACGAGACGGACAAAUCGCAGUGUGUGGAUGCGGCCCUGGUUCUAUCCACGUGCGGCGGGGGCGACAUCGUGGCCCGCGAACUCUACACAAAGAACGUGGAGUUCACGCUAACCCACACGCCCUUCAUCCAGACCAACAACCCCCCCCUGCUGCCCCCGGGGACCAAUCCGAAGGCCGACAACUUCCGCCGGCGUAUCGAAGUUUUCCGAUUUCCAAACACCUACGUGACGGCUGACAAAUUCGACCCUUCCAAUCCGGACCACCGGCUUGCAAACACCGGCCUGAAGGAGCGCAUGCUAGCUCCCGACGUCCUGGAGCAGUUGCUCUCCCUCCUCGCGCGCGAGUCUGUCGAAUACUACAGAGAGGGACUCGGCGAGACUCCGCCAGAAGUCGUCGAGGCGACGCGGGCCUAUUUCGAAGACUGCGACAUGCUGCAGCGGUUUCUGGAUGAGCACUGCCUGCGGGGAACCGGCCUGGAGACUCUCGAGCAUGACUUCGUCGACGACUACAACAAAUUCUCGCAUGAGGAAAUCAAACCCGAGGCGUUGAAGAAGCGCAUGGAGGGGAAGGGGUUCAAGCGAAGCGGGAAGGCCGUCAACGUUUUCGGAAAGAGGGAGCUGUAUUAUCCGGGGGUCAAGAGCGUCUAUGCACGUAGUUAG